AUGAAUCAGGCAGCUGGCGCUCUCGCUGUCAGUCCAUUUCCUGCUCCUCCUGAUUAUGCUCAGCACUAUACCACUGAGAGAAUUAGCCAAGGUGCUGUUCUUCCUCCUCCACCAGUGCAGUCAGUGUUUACAGUAUUCGGAGAAGAAUACCGCCUAGAAGAUGAUAUCAUCAGGUCAUUAGCUUCGCAGAAUAUCAAGCAGUUGUAUCCUGCUAAGUACGACUGGAAGACGGAGAUGAAGAAGCUCAAUAGGAGCGUAGUGGUGGCUUUCCUUGACCUGCUCGACAUUCUUGUUCGUUGCCCAGAUCAUCCCGAAAGGAACGAGAAAAUCAACGACAUACAAACGAUUUUCAUAAAUAUGCAUCAUCUAAUUAACGAGUAUCGUCCGCUACAGGCUCGUGACACUCUGCGAAUGAUGCAAAGUCAACAACUGAAGGAGUUGAAGAAGACUGUCAAACGUUUCAAAGGACAUCUGGCAGCCGGCAAAGCCGCACUUCGUGAAGAACUUUCAUUUUCGGACUUGAAGCUGACACCAGUGCCUCGUCCAUCGCCAUUGACGGGUAUUGAUAUCGAUUCUGACGAGGAGAACAUGCCGACGCUUAUCAAGAUGGAG
Messenger RNA from Ostertagia ostertagi, 612 nucleotides. Lineage: Eukaryota; Metazoa; Nematoda; Chromadorea; Rhabditida; Trichostrongylidae. The record is from the annotation of a GenBank genome assembly.